AUGAUGAAUUCCUUAGCAAGCCAUCCCCAGGUUGGUUUUAAUAAGGAAAAGCUACAAAGUCUUGUUCAGCGCGUACGUUUCCUACAAUCUCAAGGCGCAAAGGAAGACAAUAAUCCAGAGUAUGCACGAAUUAUGAGCUUUUUAAAAAAUUUACAAAGACAACAACAACAACAACAACAACAACAACAGCAGCAGCAGCAACAAAAUCAACAACAACAACAACAACAACUGCAUCAGCAACAACAGCAGCAACCAGUGCGUAUGCCAGAUAUGUCCUCUAUGCCAUCAGUUGCUUCACAGCCAUCAACUGAUGCAACAUCCACAUUUACACCUGCACAAUUAGCUGCUUUAAAAUAUCAAAUAUUAGCAUACAAACUAAUAUCUAAAAACAUGCCACUGCCUCUUAAUCUUCAACAGGCUGUUUUGUCGUCCAGUUCAACAUUGGAAUCACCUGUUCAGCAAGCAGCAACAAACAAUAGCAUGACACCCUCUGUGCCUGUCGUAGCAUCCUCUGAAGUUGUUGCCAAACCUCAUAAAGAAUACACAGCUUACGCAUCUCCAUAUGAGCUGCUGAAGAAACCUAUCACGACAUUCUCACAUGCCUCUCGUCAACAACGUCUAUUGAUUCCCAGUCUUACACCCCAAGGCGUUGACCCAUAUAGCAUCAUAUCUGAACGUGAGCGUCGACUCCUGGGACGAAUUCAGCAUCGUAUUCAGGAACUGGAAAAGCUGCCUAGCAAUCUAUCAGACACGGUUCAAACACUGGAAGGAGAUAUCAAAAAGGGCAGCAAUAAACUAAGAGCCAUCGUGGAACUAAAGGCGCUUAGGCUCCUUAACAAGCAAAGACAAUUACGGGAAGAAAUUGUCAAUGGCAUGAUGCGUUCUACCACAUUGGUGACCUCUUCAGACCGAUUAGCCUAUCGUCGUAUGAAGAAACAGUCUUUGAGAGAAGCCCGUAUGACAGAAAAAAUCGAAAGACAGCAGCGUACGGAUCGCGAAAGACGUGAAAAGCAGAAGCACUUGGAUUAUCUUCAAACUAUUUGCGAUCAUGGUCGUAAUCUCCUGGCAUUCCAAUCAAACUAUAAGGCCAAGCAAAAUAAGUUGGGAAGAGCUGUACUACAAUAUCAUCAACAUAUCGAAAAGGAGGAACAAAAGCGAGCCGAACGUAUCUCCAAGGAACGUAUUCGCGCAUUGAAGGCUGAUGAUGAAGAGGCUUACAUGAAGUUGAUUGAUGAAGCCAAGGAUACACGUUUGACUCAAUUAUUGAAGCAAACAGGUGCUUUCUUGGAUUCACUUACUCAAGCUGUAAGAGAACAGCAGAAUGACACCGUUCACAAACAAGAUAUCAUGGACGACGAUAAUGAUCUGGAUGCUAGUGAUCCAGAUGCAAAGAACGAUUAUUUCCAAGUAACACAUCGUAUCAAGGAAGAGGUGACUCAGCCUGAUAUUCUUGUGGGAGGUCGCUUGAAGGAUUAUCAACUCAAGGGUCUUCAAUGGAUGGUAUCACUUUAUAAUAACCACCUCAAUGGUAUCCUUGCUGAUGAAAUGGGUUUGGGUAAAACUAUUCAAACAAUCAGUUUGAUCACCUACUUGAUUGAAAAGAAGAGACAAAAUGGUCCUUUCCUUAUCAUUGUUCCACUUUCUACUCUUACCAACUGGACUCUUGAAUUUGAAAAAUGGGCACCUGCUGUCAAGAAGAUCGUUUAUAAAGGACCGCCUAAUGUGCGUAGAGAAUUGCAAAAUGAAAUCCGUUACACCGACUUUCAAGUUUUGUUGACAACCUUUGAGUACAUCAUUAAGGAUAGACCAGUUCUUAGUAAGAUAAGAUGGCUACAUAUGAUUGUUGAUGAAGGUCAUCGUAUGAAGAACACCAAUUCCAAAUUGACUGUUGUUCUGAGACAGUACUAUCAUACCCGUUAUAGACUUAUUUUAACUGGUACACCUCUUCAGAACAACUUGCCGGAACUGUGGGCACUGCUCAACUUUAUAUUACCCAAGAUCUUCAAGAGUGUCAAGAGCUUUGAAGAAUGGUUCAAUACACCUUUCAAUAACCAAGGUGUUGCUGAUAAAGUAGCAUUGAACGAAGAAGAACAAUUACUGAUUAUCAAGCGUCUUCACAAAGUACUUCGUCCUUUCUUACUUCGUCGAUUAAAGCGAGAUGUAGAGGCCGAGUUACCAGAUAAAGUAGAACGCGUCAUUAAAUGUAAAUUAUCACCACUUCAACAGCAUCUUUAUGCACAAAUGAAGCGAAACGGAACCUUAUACACAUCAGAUGGCAGCAGGGGCAAAUCAGGCAUCAAGGGCUUGAAUAACACAAUCAUGCAACUGCGAAAAAUCUGUAACCAUCCAUUUGUCUUUGAAGAAGUCGAAUCACUUGUUAACCCAAGUGGUAUGUCAAACGACUUGCUGUAUCGUGUCUCUGGUAAAUUCGAACUCUUGGACCGUAUGCUUCCCAAGUUACAACAAACUGGCCAUCGUGUUCUCAUUUUCUUCCAAAUGACACAAGUGAUGAGCAUCAUGGAGGACUUUUUGAAUUACAGAGGCUUUAGUUACUUGCGUCUCGAUGGUUCAACUAAAGCAGAUGAUCGUUCAGAGUUGCUGAGGCUCUUUAAUGAUCCUGCCUCUCCAUAUUUUGUCUUUUUGCUUUCGACUCGUGCUGGUGGUCUCGGUCUUAACUUACAGACAGCUGAUACCGUCAUCAUCUUUGACUCUGACUGGAACCCUCAUCAAGAUUUACAGGCUCAGGAUCGUGCCCAUCGUAUUGGUCAAACAAAGGAAGUUCGUAUUUUUAGAUUGAUAUCGACCAAUUCAGUGGAAGAAAACAUUUUGGCACGAGCCAAUUAUAAACUGGAUAUUGAUGGCAAAGUAAUUCAGGCUGGUAAAUUCGAUAACCGUAGUACAGAAGAGGAUCGAGAAGCCUUUUUGCGAUCGCUGUUAGAGGACAAGGCAGAUGAAGAAAAUGAAGGCGAUAAUGAAGAGAUUGAUGAUGAAGAGCUGAAUGAAAUGUUACAGCGUGCCGAAUCUGAUAUAGCUAUAUUCCAUCGUAUUGAUGAUGAACGUGAAGAGAAUGAUACUCGUCAGUGGCGUGCACUAGGCCGUCGUGGCAAACCUGAACGAUUGAUCACAGAGGAUGAGUUGCCUGAUAUCUAUCUAAAUGAUGAUCCUAUACAAACCUUGGAAGAGGACCCACAUUCACUUGGCCGUGGUCAACGUGCUAGAGACUCUGUUCGCUAUGAUGACGGUUUGACAGAAGAGCAAUGGCUGAAUGCGCUAGAGGAUGAAAAUGUCGAUCUUGAUGAACUGAUUGCAAAGAAAGAGAGAAGACGACAGAAGCGAAUGGGUAAAUUAAUGGAUGACGAUUCUGAUGAAGCAUCAAGACGACCAGGACGACGCAGAAAAGAAGAUAUUCUAGAUGAAUCAGCAGGUGGAAGGAAGAGAGGACGACCUAAGAAGAAUGAAAUAGAGCCAAAACGUAAGCGAGGAAGAAGAGACGAUGAACUCAAUCGACCAGACACAGUAACACCACAGAUAAGAGAGGCUAUGACGAGAGUGUUUAAUGAGUGUUACAAAGUGGUUGAAGAAGCGACAGAGGAGGAUGAGGAAACCUAUCGAAGUCGAAGUGAAUUAUUUAUGGAUCUUGUCAGCAAACGAGAUUAUCCUUUAUACUACACAAUGAUCAAAAACCCGAUAUCAUUAAAUAUGAUCAAGAGACGUAUAAACUCUACAUAUUACAGAACAAUUGCACAGUUUAGAGAUGACUUUCACCUCAUGUUUGAUAAUGCAAGAACAUUUAACGAAGAAGGAUCGUUUGUAUAUGAAGAUGCAAAUGAGAUGCAGAAACUGUUUGAUGCAAAGCUGGAAGAGUUAUGUCCAGGCGGGGUGUUACCCGUAAACCAUACCAGCCGAUACGAGGGAGGCAACACAUCGACAAGUCUACAACAUAACAACAACGGCAACACCAAAUUCAAUGAAGAGGAGGAUGAUGACGAUGAUACGUACGAAGCAGAAGAUGAGUACGAUGAAUAA
This is a messenger RNA of Rhizopus microsporus ATCC 52813, 4026 nucleotides long. RefSeq lists its product as uncharacterized. Gene Ontology annotation, molecular function: histone binding; ATP binding; ATP-dependent chromatin remodeler activity. The coding region runs from base 1 to 4026 and encodes 1341 amino acids. The record is from RefSeq and is a predicted model, not a curated record. Gene Ontology annotation, biological process: positive regulation of transcription by RNA polymerase II. Gene Ontology annotation, cellular component: nucleus. The transcript has 9 exons. Lineage: Eukaryota; Fungi; Mucoromycota; Mucoromycetes; Mucorales; Rhizopodaceae.